Xyrichtys novacula (pearly razorfish) is the source of this 566-nucleotide messenger RNA. Lineage: Eukaryota; Metazoa; Chordata; Actinopteri; Labriformes; Labridae. The record is from the annotation of a GenBank genome assembly.
AUGAAGCCCGAGCUGCUGCAGCUGCUGCGGCGGCUGCAGCUGAACGGGAGGGAAGCGGCGGCUGGGACCGUCAGGUUGGCCAUCCACCUGCAGCCAAACACCGCCCGUGCUCCAUUUCCCAGGCGCUCCGGCUGUACGACCGGGCAUUCAAUGUCGUAAUUCCCCGCUUUCAAUGACCUUUAGCACUGGGCAAACGAGCCAGUCCUCCUUAGUGCUAAAACGAGGGAAUCAAAUGCACCAUUCCGGUCUCUACCUCGUCCCCGUCUGACAGCGAGCAGCGCACAGACUGCGCCAAGCAAUGAAGGGCAUGUCUCCUCCUCCUCCUCCUCCUUCUCAGGUUGAAUGUUCCUCCUCCAGCAGGAGCGUCCUCUCACACAAAAGCAGUAGAAGAGAGCCGGAGAGGAGAUUUAAGUGCCGGCAUGCUGACAGAAACACCGCGGACCUCUGUGUGCUCCCCGGAGGAUCCGCAGCAGCAGCAGCAGCAGCAGCAGCAGCAGCGCUAUUAUGCUGGAGGCAAUUCAGACAUGCGCAGUCAAGCCAGAGACAGAACAAGGAAGCGCUACUAG